Messenger RNA from Clunio marinus, 1722 nucleotides. The record is from the annotation of a GenBank genome assembly. Lineage: Eukaryota; Metazoa; Arthropoda; Insecta; Diptera; Chironomidae.
AUGACAAAAUUUCCAUUUUUGAUGUGGUUCAGUUUAAUAUUUCAAUGUCAAUGUUUACCCACAAAUUUCUUAACAAAACAAUCUUCAAAUAUCAGAGAUGAGAAGUUUAAAUUAAUUCUUUUACAUAAUAACGACAUGCAUGCACGAUUUGAAGAAACUGGAUUGUCAAGUGACCGAUGUAAGAAAGCCGAACAUAACAAACAUUUAUGCUUUGGCGGGUUUGCUCGUGUUGCUUCUAAAGUUAAAGAAUAUCGAAGCUUGUCGAUGGAUGGAAAAAUCCCCAACGUGUUGUUUCUAAAUGCUGGUGACACUUACACUGGAUCUACUUGGUUUUCAACCUACAAAGAUGUCAUAUCGGCAGAUUUCUUGAACAUUUUAAAACCUGAUGUCAUGUCACUGGGAAAUCACGAAUUCGACGAAGGAACUGAAAAUCUUUCACAAUUUCUACAGAAACUAAAAUUUCCAGUCGUUGCAGCGAAUGUCAUCACAUCAAUGGACUCAAACAUGUUUCCAGGACUUUUUCAACCAUCGCAAGUUAUUGAAAUUGAAAAGUAUAAAAUUGGCGUUAUCGGAUAUGUUACGCCAAAAACAAAGCAAAUUUCCCCGUUAAACAAUAUUUCGUUCAUUGAUGAGAUUUCUGCUAUCAAUGAUGAAGCUGUCAGAUUAAAAUCCAAAGAUGUGAAUAUUAUAAUAGCAUUGGGUCAUUCAGGAAUUGAUAUGGAUAAGAAAAUUGCAGCUCAGUGUGAACAUGUUGAUGUGGUUGUUGGUGGUCAUAGUGAUGAUCGAUUUUAUAAAACUUUAAUCCAUUCAGCUCACACAUUCUUGUACACUGGUGCAGCUCCAAGCAAAGAGAUACCUGAAGGACCGUAUCCAACUGUAGUAAUCAAUGAAAUUACAGGAAGACAAGUGCCAGUUGUUCAAGCUUACGCAUUUACCAAAUAUCUCGGAUAUCUUGAAUUGGAAUUCGAUGGAUUUGGAAAUUUAAUUGAAUUUAAUGGAUCGCCAAUUCUUCUUGAUGAAAAUGUGGAACAAGAUUCUGAAGUUUUAAAUUUACUCGAUGUUUACCGACAAGGAAUUAAAGAGUUUGAAGUCAUUGGAAGGACUGAAGUUUUUCUCGAUGGAAAAUGUCGAAUUAAAGAAUGUAAUUUGGGAAAUUUCAUCACUGAUGGGUUUGUGGAUUGGUUUUCAUCAGAAUCGAGUAUUGAUCAUGACGAUGUCGUUGCCAUUCUCGGUAGUGGUGCAAUCAGAUCGUCAAUUGAUCACGAACCAAAUGCUGGGAUAAUCGACGAAGGUGAUAUUGAAUUGACGAUGCCAUUCAACGAUAAUUUAACUCUUCUUGAAGUUACUGGUGAAGAUUUGUUGCAAGCUUUCGAGAAUUCUGUUCAUCGAUUUCUGGAAUUUGACAAACCUGGCGAGUUCUUGCAAGUUUCAGGUAUUCAAGUGACUUACAAUCUCAAUAAUCCAUCAGGUCAAAGAGUUGCAAGCCUCAAAGUUCGAUGCAAAUCAUGCCAGAAUUUCGAUUUCCAUGAAGUCGACUUGAAGAAGUCUUACGAAAUCUUGACAAGCUAUUUCAUUGGAAAAGGCAGUGACGGAUUCGAAAUGUUCAAAGGAAAAAUAAAGAAAAUCUUCACCAAAACUUAUCGUGACUCGUUAAUAGAUUUUCUAAGGAAAAAAUCUCCAAUUGCACCUGUGAUUGAAGGAAGAAUAAAAUUUAUCAGAUAA